This is a messenger RNA of Haliotis rufescens (red abalone), 698 nucleotides long. RefSeq lists its product as uncharacterized. NCBI's taxonomy places the organism in Eukaryota, Metazoa, Mollusca, Gastropoda, Lepetellida, Haliotidae. The transcript is spliced from 3 exons. The coding region runs from base 126 to 437 and encodes 103 amino acids. The record is from RefSeq and is a predicted model, not a curated record.
AUGGAGACCGUUGCUACUUCCGUUAUUCACAAACGACGCCAUUUUGGUUGUUGCUGCUGCACUUUGUUUCCACGUCUGUGUUUACAUUUUGCUCUUUAUCCCGCACGUAUCGCACGUUCUUCACGAUGUAUGCCACUGUUGCUUUGGUUUAUUAUCAAGCCCAGGACGAUCUCUACAGGUUUAGGAACUACCAGGCCCCCGUCUCCCAAAAGACUCUUCCUGUCCCUGAUCCUCGCACCAGUGACUUCACGAUCACCGUCAACCCCCUCUCAUCCCAGCCCGACCCCCAGACCUCCCUCCCCGUCCCUGCCCCGAGAGCCCGCCCUCAAGUUGUGGAGAUAGAUCUUGGUGAAGAAUCCAAUCAGCCCCAGUCGUGCUCGGCCGUCCUUGUGUCCUGUGUGAAAUACAUGUUCCAGAGUUUCUUCACGGAGAGAUAGACUUUGGAGUUGUUUGCUGUGCCAGUGUUGUGUGAACUACUUGUUUUAGGACCUUUCGGACGAACAAUUUUGGACUAUUUGGGUUAUUUUGAGAACAUAAAUAAUACAUACUGUUUUAUACAUGAAUUUAAAAUUAUAUUAUAAUAUCCUUAAAAUGUAAAUGAUAAACGUUGGUGCUUGAAGAACGCGUCUUGUGUAUUCGCAUUUUAUUUGUAUUCACUAAAGGACACGCAAAUUGAUAAUCCCUUUAUGAAGAGUGGG